Molecule: messenger RNA, 2602 nt
Organism: Balaenoptera musculus (blue whale)
Lineage: Eukaryota; Metazoa; Chordata; Mammalia; Artiodactyla; Balaenopteridae
Gene: FAM133B
Product: family with sequence similarity 133 member B
Exons: 12
Coding region: 87-794 (235 amino acids)
Source: RefSeq, a predicted model, not a curated record
GGCAGAAGGACUUGCGGCGGGUCCGCUUCGGCCGGCGCUCUGGCCUGGUCUACCCCAGCGGCUGACUGAGCGCUCAGUGCGGCACCAUGGGGAAGCGGGACAAUAGGGUGGCCUAUAUGAACCCAAUAGCAAUGGCCAGAUCAAGGGGUCCAGUCCAGUCUUCAGGUCCAACGAUCCAAGAUUAUCUGAAUCGACCAAGGCCUACCUGGGAAGAAGUGAAAGAACAACUAGAAAAGAAAAAGAAAGGCUCCAAGGCAUUGGCUGAAUUUGAAGAAAAAAUGAAUGAGAACUGGAAGAAAGAACUAGAAAAACACAGGGAGAAAUUAUUAAGUGGAAGUGAGAGCUCAUCCAGAAAAAGACAGAGAAAGAAAAAAGAAAAGAAGAAAUCUGGUAGGUAUUCAUCUUCUUCAUCAAGCUCUGAUUCUUCCAGCAGUUCUUCAGAUUCUGAAGAUGAGGAUAAGAGACAAGGAAAAAGAAAAAAGAAAAAGAAGAGCCGUUCACAUAAAUCUUCUGAAAGUUCCAUGUCAGAAACUGAAUCAGACAGUAAGGAUAGUUUAAAAAAGAAAAAGAAGUCAAAGGAUGCAACUGAGAAAGAAAAGGACAUUAAAGGACUCAGCAAAAAAAGAAAGAUGUAUCCUGAAGAUAAACCUUUAUCAUCUGAGUCCCUGUCAGAAUCAGAUUAUACUGAGGAGGCAUUCCCCCUUGAGGGUGGAUAUUACCUACAUAUUACAAAGACGAUGAAACUGAGGGUAAUACAUAGCAGAGAUACGAGCAAAAAAGAAGAAAAGCAGUGAAGAACGAGAAAAAACAACAGAAAAAACAAAAAAGAAAAAGAAGCAUAAGAAACACAGUAAGAAGAAGAAAAAGAAGGCUGCUAGUUCAAGUCCUGACUCACCAUAACAUUAAGAAGAAUCAGGAUUCACUUAUAAAGAAAGUGCAAUGUCUAAGGAAAUUUCAACUGUGAAAAUUAUGACAUAUUUACUAAAAUGCAUGAAUUUUCUUGUUUUUAGAAUUAUUCCUGGACUAUCAGUAGCCACUCAGAUGCCGCUGUGUGAAAGGGCCAUAACUGUUGCCUGCUGCUUGAACAUCUGUUUUUUUCUCUUCCAGUGCUUAAUAACUUGGAGAUAACACACCGCAGUCAUACUAGUGGUUAAGAUAUUUGGGAAUAAAGUUAAUAUUUUUGACUAGGAGUAUCUAAUGAUAAAUCAACAGAAACUGAAUCUGGAUACAUCAUUAAGAUGUAAUCAGAGAUGACCAGAUGACUCUAGUUAACAUUUUUGAAGUAGGGAUUACGUUGAUGUUUCAAAAUCCUUACUCUGUAGAUAAGCGUAUUUUAAUUUUUUCCCCUUGUAUACUUUUGUUUACCUGGGGAAGGAGCUUUUAGGGGUGGGGGUGGGGUUUGAUAUCACUUCAGCUAGCAGAAUAGCGUGCCUUUAUCCUCACACAUCUUAUUUUUGUGGACACAGUAGCCAUGCUUCAUGGGGAGGUCAGGGCCGGGUAUGGCAGUCUUGCCCUUUACUGAGCUUAGUGACAUCCUUGGACUCUGUCAUAUGCUACUUUGAGUGAACCAGAGAAAUAGCCUUUUGCAGCAUGAGAAUGCCCCAAAAGCUCUGGGAUUUACCUCCACUUCAAUAAUACUGAAUGUUUUUUAGCAUUAGAAUGUGUUAUAACAUUUGAACUAAUUUUGACUACACUUUGGCUUUGAAAAGGAAUCAUUUCAAAUGACACUGGUACUUUUUGAACUUGAUAGCUAAAGAUUCUAAAAUGCAUGUUUUAUACUGUUAGGUUUUAACCAGUCAGGAAAAUUUUAUGUAAUCAGUGAUAGUUCCUUUAUUUUUUGUAUGAGUUUUGUUUAGGCUGUAAUGUUUAGCUUUUUAUUAACUCCUUAUUCUUGCUAUUAUAAAUUCCUUACUGUGUUUAACAGCAUACUUGCCAAGAUAUUUAGCAUGUAAAAAGCAGGUUUUUUAUUUCUUUUUUUUUAACAGCUUCAUAUUGAAGCUGAGACUUAACCAUAAAUAAGUUGAGUGACAGGCCUGGUAUGCUGUGUCUUGUUACACAAAACUAUUCCCAGAAUCUUAGUAAAUAUAACGUUUUAAAGGUUUGUCUUUGUAUAUUCACAAUGGAUUAUGACAAGUUAAAUUUAAGUGAGAAUUACAUAUUUGCUUUUCCUGUGUCAUAUUUUACUAAGAUUUUGUGCCUCAUGUCUCCUGCUGAAUUGUUUACUAGUAAUGUUAAAAAGAAUUGAUAAAUCAUUUUCACUUUACAUUUUUAUAUAAUCAGGUAACAUGAAAUAUAAUUUGAUGUACAAUUUUGCGUGUUACAGAGGGUGUGCUAAUUAUAGUGGUAUAUGCACAAAACAUUUUGGCAUGACAAGCUGAAUAAAUAGCUAUUUUACUUAAAAAUAGCUGUGUUCUUAUCAGCUCCCUUUGAGUCGCAAGUUUUAAAGAUUAAGGAACACUACCAGGUGUUAAGUGCUAGGUGGAUAAGUCAUGUCCCCAAGUUUUUAGCCAUAAAAUAUAAUACAUUUCUUGGUAAAUUUUCCUAAAUUUUAUGCUUAAAGCUUCAUAAUCUUUCCUAAUAAAAGAAAUCUAUAAGCUCUUGA